UUUUUUUGUUUUUAUUACCAGACAGAACAAGAGCUGCAUACUUUCAAUACUGACUUGGAAUAUUCAAAAUGGAGCACUUUCUGUAGAGCAGUUUGCAUUCUGCAACCACUUGAAAAGUUGACAUGGCAUCUCUGUUAUAAAAUAUCUGUUGUGACAUCUAUAAGGUAUAUCACUCUUGGCGCUUUUCAUUUUACUGAUUGAAAGUAUAUGAUUUAUACGUAAUGUGCCUUCUAAAGAACUAGCAAAAUUAUGAGUAUUACGUGUUGCAUCAAAACAUGUCCUGGCAACGAAAAUUUGUUCGCGUUUCCAACAGACGUAAAAUUCCGAAAACGCUGGCAGGAAGUUGUGAGGAUCGCUAAUGGAUUUGGUAACGAUUGGCAGGCAUCGGGUAAAGAACUAAUUUGCGAGUUACAUUUCGUCGAUGCAAAUGAAUCGGAAUAUCAGGAACCGUCAAUAUUUAUCAAUGGCCGAGGCAAGAAAGUUUUGCUUGCUAGCUGCCGGCUGUGUCAUCGGUUUGGGCUAGAAUCGCAAAUGUUUUCUCUGAAGGGACAGUUUGCGGGAAUGAGCUUCGAUACCGUGAUUCUUAACACACUGGGAAUCGCUAUCGAUCCGAAUGAUUUUCUACAGUUAAUUUGUCGGCCAUGUCUUGUUAAACUGGAUAUGGUUCGAGCGCUAAGGAAUCAGUUUCUACUGAAAGAAUCCCACUAUCGAUGUCUAGAGCAGGUAAAGAAACAGAUGAACCAAACAACCGAAGAGAUUGUUGAAGAGUUUAUCCUUGGCGAUGCCGACGAAUAUAAAGUUCACAACGAGAUCGAUGAGUUUGAGGAAAAACCGCAAAUCAAGUGGGAAGUGGAUGAAACAGAAAGCGAAAAAGAAGAACCAUUGCCACCUUUACCCAAGAAGGAAUAUGACAGCAUACGGAGCAAAGCAAAGAAAAAACCUAAACAAGAGCGAAUAUCGACAAUUAAUGCCAGAACUUGCUACAUUUGUUCCAUAAAGGUACGGUUCGAUGACUCGGAUGGGCUGAUCUCUCAUCUAGCGAAGGAUCACGCUGGACAGGUAGAAUAUUCCUGUGAGCAAUGCAGCGACCGUAAGUUCCCUUGGGUUCUAAUGUACAACCGGCAUCUUGGUUUGCACGAUGCUUCGGAGCGUCCUUUCCAGUGUGGCCACUGCACUCUACGGUAUUGCUCGAAAAAUACUGUUCUGAAACAUGAAUACGAUGCGCACGGCGUUGGUGUAAAGCCACCGAAACCGAAACCAGAUAGGCGUAAUGUAAACUUUAGGCAACAGUGCGAGCAGUGCGGAAAAAUAUUCAAUACGGCCAAAGAAGCCAAAUACCAUCAGCUUUCGAAACACGAACGAGGAUAUGGAGCAAAGUGUCACAUAUGCCAGAAAACGUUCGAGAGGCAAAAAUACCUUAUGGAGCAUGUCUUGAUUCACACUGGCGAGCUGCCUUAUCAAUGUAACAUUUGCGAGCAGCAUUUCCGCACUGCCGGGGAUCGUAAUAAGCACAUUCAGGGAGUUCAUGAAGGUAAAAAACCUUACAAGUGUAACAAGUGUCAACUUUCGUUCAAAUUAAAAAAUGAGGCCACUCAGCACCGAAAUAUAGUUCACCGGACGCAAUGCUGGCGUAAGCGUAGGUAUCACUGUCGUCUCUGUGCAGACGAAACGUCCAACGCGGUUGAGCUGCAAGAUCACAUUGGCAUGUAUCACUCGAACGAUGAUUACCCGUACGCGGUGUGCAACAUAUGUUCGCAAAACUUCCUUACCGACGCCGAGCGGAGGGUUCACCACCGUCACGAGCAUGAUGGAACGUAUCAGAAGGAUUUCAGUUGUGACCAAUGCGAGACCACGUUCCCGAAGAAAACGUCCUUGCAGGUGCACAUGGUGCGUCGUCAUGGGGCGGAGAAAAAACAUUGCUGUGAAUUAUGCGGCAAACGGUACAUCCUGCGAGGCAGUGUUUCGAAGCACAAAAAGUUGACCCACCGAGACCCAACGGAUCCGACGAAAUAUCGGUUCGAGUGUGAUUUCUGUGACGAGACGUUCGCGAUGAAAAGUGACAUGGUCGAUCAUUGGAGGAAAACUCACACUUAAUUGUAGGUGGCGGAACCCAAGAAUUUUUUUUUUCUACCACCAAACCUAUUUUACUACCCGAUUGAAAAUACAUAAAACUUCCCUCGAACCUGAGAAUACUUUUUUUUCUAAGCCCGAACCCGAGCGGGGUCCGAUAGAAAUUAAAAUAUCGUUACCCGAGAAUAAUAUCAUUCUAAAUUAUUAUUGAAUAAAUUGUAUAGGAAAGUGCUCGAAAAAUUGGCAUUAUUAACUGCAUAUUUCGAAACGAAGGUAGAUUUUAUGAAAAAAGAAGUAGAAAUUGCAUGUAUUCGCGACCAAUGAAUGAGAGAAAGCACUUCUGUUACUUUUGUAUAUGAAAUUUGGUCGCACCAUGUAUGUAUUAUUUACAUUUUUGAUUGACAUGGGGAGGCUGCUUUUGUUCCAAUUUUAUGUCAGAAUGGAUCAGUAUCUGAUUGGCUGAUUUUAAUGUUGCUAUCUUCACCCUUGUAAAAAGAAAAAAAUUCCGGGUACGCGAGUAAUUAUGCCAAGUAUAGAGAAAAUCAGAAAACAAGUUUAAUAAGAUGUAUAAUGUUUUUUCAACCUCAUCUAUAAUAGAUAUUUAUAGUGGCAGAGUGUGUGAUUAAAACCAGCAUCAAGCGUUUUUCUUUUUAGUGAAUCGAAGUGUUACCAAAAAAAGAUCUGUUGAAUUAUGUCGUUUUCGUUUGAUGGCAAACCUAACCCAGUUUCGAACCCAAUUGCUGUCAAACCGUUUGUGUGAAGUUAGUUUCGAAUCCAGUUUUAACGUCAUUGAACUGAAAAUCGAGUCAGUUUUGAACGUGAUUUUUUUAUCAGGUUUGCUCAAACCACCGUUGCUAAGUGCGAAGCCAACACAGUUUCGUGAAAAGUGUUUGUUUGAUGAAACUACGCUGAAUCAGUUUCAGUUUUCUCAAGCGAAAACGACAUUAGUGUUAAAGGACUAUUCACACGCUUAAUUUCCGUGACGGUUCCGUGAAAGUGCCUUUAGUGUGCCGUCAGUGUUCUUUUUUUAUCGGAACCCUUCCGUUCCGGCACAGCAAAUGCAAUGACAUACCGACUACAGUGAAAAUAAAAAAUAUCAGUGACGACGAAUUUGAGUUUUUCGGAUGGACGCUACACUGACGUCGAGUUGCAUUGAAACGGCACGGUGCCGGAGAGGUGUGAAUGGGCGCAUAGAAAACAAACGAAAUGACAUCAGUAGCCGUGCCGGCACUGAACCGGAUCGGAUAUGUGUGAAUAGUUCAUAAUUCAAAAAUCUGUUUACUUUUACGAUGAGAACGAAGUGUUGUUGUCACACUGAGCAUUUCUAUUUAAACUUGCUUAUUUCUGGUUUCCAAAAGAUCCGCUAAUACGUCAACAACGGGUUCGAAUAAUCAAAACAUUUUUCACGUUUAUUUCAAUUCAAAGACCGAGCCUAAAAAGUUUAAUUAAAUUAAUAUUUUUUCCUCAGCAUAAAAAGCUUUUAAAAUAAUAUGUAAAUAUGGCAACACUGUAGCCGAUACAUGAACACAAGGUUGUCACAUUUACAGAUUAAUCUACAUUUUAAAGAUUUUUCAGAUAAAUUUGUGACCAAGAUUCUGUAUAUGCAGAUUACAGAUUUUUGGCAAAAAAUACAGAUUUUUGAUAGCGUGGAUUAACAAUUGAAUAAAGAUCAAGUUAAAAUAUAUUAAAUAAUGGUAUUGGUUAUUUUUUCAAAGUGAAAACAUUAUCCUGAUUGUGUGUUAAUUCUUAAAAGACGAUAAAACUAAAUGUAAAAGACAGUAAACACAGAUGUUCUUUCUGCUAAUAAAGAUAUGUUUAUGCUUACUUUUAUUUACAACUAGUGUAGCGUAAUUGCUUAUGCUUUCAAAAAUUGCUUCUGAUAAGAUGAAAAGAUGAUGGCCUCGGCCAUAACGUAAGGUAGUAAAGAAGAAAGAUUGUCAAUUGAUCAAUCAGAUUAAGUUUCACGUUCAAAUUGGAUUUUGAAAGUUUUUCGUCAAAUCAUUAUUUCGAGAAACUCCAACGCAAAAACAACUUCCAGCGUUUUUUCAACUACAAAAUCAUAAAAUUCAGAAUAAGAAAACUUUUGGUUUCUUUAAAUUUGGGUUCGAAAGACUUUUUCAUUCCGUUGCGCUUCGAUUUCUUAUCACUUCUAUAUACAGAUUUUCAAUACAGGUUACACAGAUACAGAUUUACAGAUUUUUCUUCUGAAAAUGCAGAUUUAAAUGUGGCGAUGAACAGGCAGUUGGUAUUUAUUCAACUGGGCGAAGAUGACGAGAAUUCUGAUAAAAAAUCCUAUCCUCUCAUGUCGAGCGAAGUCGGUGCUUCAAGAAAAAAAAACGGACUUGAGUAUUUUUCCGUAUUGAAUCCCUACAUAGAUAAAAAAAAAGACAGUUUUGCGUCAAAAUCGUCGCACAACACAAGAAAAAAGACGAUAAUGUAACUCGUGGAUAAAGAAACCUAAAAUACUUGAAAAAACACUGAAAUGGGAGAUCCUACACAACGCGCUGUACUCUCCGGACUUUGUUCCAUCAGACUAUUGCUCUUACUAGAUCGAUGGCAAACGAGGGCUUCAGUUCUUAUGAAGAAUUGGAAAAGAAAAAAUUGAGUUAUUUGGAUUGGUUUGAAAACUGAGCAGUUUUCGGUUAAAAUUGCACUAAUUUACCAAAAAUUAACACGAUAAAGUUUUGAGCAUACCAGUUAACAUAUUCGAAACUAGAACUAGGGAAAAACACAAGUUGUAUUAUCAACUAAAAUUUAUUGCUGCACAAACUAAAACAUAAAAUAUAUCAUAUGAAUAAAAAUAAACUAUUUUUUUCACACCGGUUCCUUUCUUUUUUUUUUACCCCAGUGAAUUAUUGGUUAAACCACUGCUUAGACUCUAAUGCCGUACAUACAAAAAAUUACUUGUCCAACAAAUAAACCAACUCUGUUUUAUUCAACAUCUUCCAAGCGAACACUAUUGAUU
Messenger RNA from Malaya genurostris, 5035 nucleotides. Its product is annotated as zinc finger protein 271-like. The coding region runs from base 250 to 2094 and encodes 614 amino acids. Gene Ontology annotation, molecular function: RNA polymerase II cis-regulatory region sequence-specific DNA binding; DNA-binding transcription factor activity; zinc ion binding. The record is from RefSeq and is a predicted model, not a curated record. Lineage: Eukaryota; Metazoa; Arthropoda; Insecta; Diptera; Culicidae. The transcript has 2 exons. Gene Ontology annotation, biological process: regulation of transcription by RNA polymerase II. Gene Ontology annotation, cellular component: nucleus.